AUGACCAUAUAUUUUUUCUCUUAUUUACAGAAUUCUGUACAAGGGACCUCUCUAACCAUUAGCGUAUACACGGUCACCUCGAAGAGCGUUGUGCUCCGCUGGAACAGCUACCCAGGCGCUGCCUCCUUCAAAGUGUCAGCCACUCCCAAUACCGCUCCGGAUCGUGUCGUUUUCAGCAGUUUCAGUCCUUACACCAUCAUCGGAUCCGUGAACUCUCUCACACCCAAUACUGUUUACACCUUUAUUGUGGAGGCACUAGACAGCUCCUUGACUGUGCUAGCACAAAGUAGUGUUGAUGGAUACACUGCUCCUGACAUUCCCAUCAUCAACACGGCCAUCUCCAAGCAGAGCCAGAGUGUGACGGUGGACUUUGUUGAGGUCACGGGCGCUACCUCCUACGUGCUACGUGCUGAGACCGCCGACGGCUCGUUCUUCUCUGAGGGUCUCACGACAAACUCUCCAGGCGUGAUUACUGGUCUGCAGCCGUACACAGACUACCUCUUCAGCGUCAUGUCUGUCAACGGCGGGGGCCGGAGCCAGCCAUCCAGCCAGAUUUCAGCAAAAACAGUGCUGCCCCCCCCUCAGCUGAACAGCACCUCCCCUAGCAACAGCAGCAUCCUGGUUGCCUGGGCUCUGGUGCCCAAUGCCAUGCUCUACAGCUACACCGUCAGCCGUGACAACACCCUGCAGCUGAACCGCAGCAGCACCACCGACGUCUCGCUGGACCUCGGAGGCCUGGACGCCGGUGUCAGCUACUGCGUCACAGUCAACGGCUGGAGCCCGGACGGCGUCCCUGGAGACACCACCACCAUCUGCCAGAUCACCCGUCCCUCCACUCCCCAGUCUGUGCUGCUGCACGGGGUGUUGGUGAACGGCGUGUGGGGCGUGUCCGUGUCUUGGGCCUCCGUACAGGGCGCAAACCAGUACGUAGCCACGAGCUCUUCUGGCGUCAGCUGCUCAUCUGCGUUGAGCCCCUGCGUGCUGAUGGUGGGGGGCUGUGGGCAGGUCCUCUACACCUCCAUCACUGCCAUCAACCAGGCCGGAGCAAGCCAGCCCUCUCGUCCAAUAAGCUUCAACACCAAGCCGUGUCCUCCGGAUCCUGUCCGUGUGAACGUGUUAGGCGGAGGUAACUGCUCGUUGGUGUGGAACUCCACGUCCUACACCGAUUACUACACGGCCUUCUUCAAGCGAGACGACGGCAUGGAGGAGUCGUGCAACACCACCAGCAUCUCCUGUUCCUUCCACUGCAGUUGUGGAUACUCCUACCUGCUCAGCGUGUUCAGUAACAACCAGGCUGGGACCAGCCCCCUCGGACCUGUUCUCAACGAGACCACUGUGCCGUGCUGCCCUGGCGAUGUGGUAGUGUGGGAUCCUUCUCCGGAGACGCUGGAGAUGGUGUGGACGCCGGUGCGUGGUGCCGACUCGUACCAGACAUGGGCAGUGGUCGCCGGCGUGCCCGACGUGAUCUGUAAUGACACGUCAUCCACCUGCGUGCUCUCCAGCCUCACCUGUAACACCAAUUACAGUGUGACCAUCAUCCCCUGCACCGAGACCCACGGCUGUAACCUCUCCUGCAGCCCUCAGACACACGAAACAGUUCCGUGCAUGCCAGCGGUAGUGGGCGUGAGCCAGAACAGCUCUACCUCCAUCGAUGUCACCUGGAACGGCUCAAACAUCGCCGCCGACUACACAGCCAUUGCCGCUAACAUGCAGGGCGGCAUCCACACUUGUCAGUCAACGGGAGCAUCCUGUACAGUCACAGGGUUGCUCUGUGGCUCCUCCUACACGGUCAGCGUCAUCGCGGCCACCGCAGCUGGACAGAGCAUACCCAGCUUCAGUGUGCCCUUUGAGAUAGCUCCUUGCUGCCCAGACAACCUGACUGUGACUCAGGUGACGCAGGCCUUGAGUAACGUCAGUUGGUCAGUGGCACGUGGCGCCCAGUCCUUCCACGUAUCGCUGAUGUCACCGAGGGGCAGCGCCAAGUGCCGCUCCUUGCAGUCCAGCUGCCUGAUAGGCUGCAUCACAUGUGGAACGAACUACACUGUCUCUCUGGAAGCCAUCAGUCCGUCUGGAAAGACGGAACCUUGCACGUACCACAGCUUCUCUUCCAGUGAGUGCUGUCCGUCAGGGAUCCGCCUCUAUAAGCGGUCCAAUAACACGCUGCGCGUGCAGUGGAGGGCGGCCACAACCCUUAGCAACUACACGGCCAAGGUUUCUGGCAGUGGGCGGAGCUACACCUGCAGCCCCGGCCCAGGGGGCAGCACCUGCGAUGUCGCCGACGUCACAUGUGGUAACGUGUACUCAGUAGUGGUCGCGCCGGUCAACCCAGACACAACUGUCAUCCCGUUCUGCUCCAGUAGGAUCUACUCAGUUUAUUGCCAAGGGACCAACGUUGGAACUUUACUUUAUCGUGGGAAGAGAAGUGUGGAUUAAUAAAAG
This is a messenger RNA of Electrophorus electricus (electric eel), 2439 nucleotides long. Its product is annotated as fibronectin type III domain-containing protein 7. The record is from RefSeq and is a predicted model, not a curated record. Lineage: Eukaryota; Metazoa; Chordata; Actinopteri; Gymnotiformes; Gymnotidae. Gene Ontology annotation, molecular function: protein binding.